This is a messenger RNA of Tetrahymena thermophila SB210, 417 nucleotides long. RefSeq lists its product as hypothetical. The record is from RefSeq and is a predicted model, not a curated record. The transcript has 2 exons. NCBI's taxonomy places the organism in Eukaryota, Ciliophora, Oligohymenophorea, Hymenostomatida, Tetrahymenidae.
AUGGAUCCCUCAUAAUGUUGUUGUAUUGCUGAAAUAAGUGUCUAUGGAGGCGAAGAUCCUUCUUGCCUAAAGGGUGAUCACCUUGUUUUAAGCAUAGAAGAACAACUGAUUUACAGUUGGUUAGAAGAAAAAGGGAUUAGCAUGGCUAAUCCUGUAGAUAAUAUCUACUCGUAUUUCGAAAAUAAAAGAUAAAGCGUAUUGAGUGCUUAAAGUCUUUCUAAAAAACCAUCUUCUCUUUUAUCUCGUAGAAAGAAUUAACUAAAGGCAAGUCCUUUGAUGAACAAUGAUAGCUCUCCUUUUAUUAAAUUUUCUUUAGAUAGUGGUAAAGAUAAAAUUAGCGAACUAUCCCAAAUUCCAGAUAGAUUUUCUUUCUCAUCCUUGUAAUCUUUCGAUUCAAGUAGUAACGGUCUUAACUGA